AAGUGCCCACCCCCGACGGCGGAGCUCGCGCUCGCACUUCCGGCAGGAGGAUCCCGGCCCGUAACGCCCACGGCUGAGGCCAGAUCAGUGCCCUGAAAAUCACGUGCCUUCUCUUGCAUCAAGCCAACAAUCCAUACGGUGAACUUUCCAUGUGUCAGCCUCAGACCUGGGGUUAAUCAUGGAGAGGGUCAACGCGGGCCACCAGCCCCUCAGGUGAGGACGGUGCCUGCGGCUCUGUGGACAGUUCUGAAUCAUGGAGGCAGAGAAAGUACCGGCCAGGAGACUUUCUCGUUGAGAGCUGUGGGCCCGGCCCUCCAGCUCUUCCUGCCGGCCGUCUUCAGGAGAGGUGCUGCCCCCGCUGACCCGAGCCAGGAAGCUGCAGCUUCCCCGGAUGGGGAGGUGGGCCCUCGACCUGGCCUUCGUGUGGAAGGCGGGGCUGACUCUGGGGCUGGUCCUUCUCUACUACUGCUUCUCCAUUGGCAUCACCUUCUAUAACAAGUGGCUGACCAAGAGCUUCCACUUCCCCCUGUUCAUGACGAUGCUGCACCUGGCCGUGAUCUUCCUGUUCUCUGCCCUGUCCAGGGCCCUGGUUCAGUGCUCCAGCCACAGGGCCCGUGUGGUGCUGAGCUGGGCCGACUACCUCAGAAGGGUCGCUCCAACAGCCCUGGCGACAGCGCUUGACGUGGGCUUGUCCAACUGGAGCUUCCUCUACAUCACCGUCUCGCUGUACACAAUGACCAAAUCCUCGGCGAUCCUCUUCAUCCUGAUCUUCUCUCUGAUCUUCAAGCUGGAGGAGUUGCGUGCGGCACUGGUCUUGGUGGUUCUCCUCAUUGCCGGGGGCCUCUUCAUGUUUACCUACAAGUCCACGCAGUUCAAUGCCGAGGGCUUUGCCUUGGUGCUGGGUGCCUCUUUCAUCGGUGGUAUUCGCUGGACCCUCACGCAGAUGCUCCUGCAGAAGGCGGAACUCGGGCUCCAGAACCCCAUUGACACCAUGUUCCACCUGCAGCCACUCAUGUUUCUGGGGCUCUUCCCGCUCUUUGCCAUAUUUGAAGGUCUCCAUUUGUCCACAUCUGAGAAAAUCUUCCGUUUCCAGGACACGGGGCUACUCUUGCGGGUACUUGGGAGCCUCUUCCUUGGCGGGAUUCUCGCCUUUGGUUUGGGCUUCUCUGAGUUCCUUCUGGUCUCCAGAACCUCCAGCCUCACUCUCUCCAUUGCCGGCAUUUUUAAGGAAGUCUGCACUUUGCUGUUGGCAGCUCAUCUGCUGGGCGAUCAGAUCAGCCUUCUGAACUGGCUGGGCUUUGCCCUCUGCCUCUCGGGAAUAUCCCUGCACAUUGCCCUCAAAGCCCUGCACUCCAGAGGUGAUGGCGGCCCUAAGCCCUUGAAGGGGCUGGGCUCCAACCCUGACCUGGAGCUACUACUCCGGACCAGCCAGCCAGAUGAGGAGGACAAUGAGGAGGAGUACUUUGUGGCCCAGGGGCAGCAAUGACCAGCCAGGGGACCAACUUGGAAACAGGUUGCUCCCCAGCCUUCACACCUGUCAGCGGCUCUGGGACCCACAUGGCCCCUCACAGCUGCCAGGGAACGGUGGAGCAGGAGUCUCCUGCAUUGGGCCUCGGAGAACACAUGACCACACGGUGGAACCAAGGCAGGGAGCUGGUCCAACAGGGGUGAGCACCAGGCCAGCCUCAGACAGGGCCGGAGGCGGGUCCAAGCUGUGCUGGCUUCACAGCAGGGGAAGAGAGUGGGCUGUUCUCAGCUGCUUGCCAGGCUCUGAGCGCCAAAAUGGCAAUGUCAGAGGCAUAACAGGUUUCUAAGGGGACUGGGUUUGGACUGCGGAGCAGUUAGAUAUGGGAGAUGGAGGAUCUGGGGCCUCAUCACCUGGAGAGCAUCUUUUCUCAGAGAGCAGGUCUAUUUAUAGUUUGGAAAUAAAGGGUUUAUGGUCCACUGGC
This is a messenger RNA of Vicugna pacos (alpaca), 1949 nucleotides long. Lineage: Eukaryota; Metazoa; Chordata; Mammalia; Artiodactyla; Camelidae. The record is from RefSeq and is a predicted model, not a curated record.